AUUUUAGAUUUAUGGGUUCUUCAAGCUGUGGCUAACACAUGCAACCAAUGUUCUCGAUCUCCUUCCCUCUGCCGCCGCAUCUCUGGGCUAUACACCGUGACGGUUUUAACAGAGGGCACCUACAAUCCGGUGGUAGUGAUACCUGCACCAGCCUGCAGCAUUAACGUCACAGAGUUCGGCUCCAGCAGGAAUUAUAUUG
Molecule: messenger RNA, 199 nt
Organism: Candidula unifasciata
Lineage: Eukaryota; Metazoa; Mollusca; Gastropoda; Stylommatophora; Geomitridae
Source: the annotation of a GenBank genome assembly